CACAACUGGGAAGGCAUCAUGUGGUGAGAAAUCCCUUACUUGGAUGUCAGAACAUUCUCUACAAUUAAAUCCACUUUCCCCUCUCUCCUCUUCUCAUUUUCUGUAAAGAUAAGAACUCUUCCCAGAACCAUUUGCUUAAAAUGAGUUUUCAUUUCAGGGUCUACUGACAUUCAGGGAUGUGGCCAUAGAAUUUUCUCAGGAGGAGUGGAAAUGCCUGGACUCUGCUCAGAGGACUCUGUACAGAGACGUGAUGCUGGAGAAUUACAGGAACCUGGUCUCCCUGGGUAUCUUUUCCAAAUGCACGAUGAAAGAUUUCUCAUCAACAGCGCAAGGCAAUACAGAAGUGAUCCACACAAGGACAUUGGAAAGACAUCACAUUGGAGAUUUUUGCUUCCAGGAAAUUGGUAAAGAUAUUCAUAACUUUGAGUUUCAGUGGCAAGAAGAUGAAAGAACUGUCCGUGAAGCACCCAUGACAAAAAUCAAAAAGUUGACAGGUAGUACAGACCGAUAUGAUGAAAGGCAUGCUGGAAACAAGCCUAUUAAAGAUCAGCUUGGAUCAAGCUUUCAUUUGCAUCUGCCUGAACUGCGCAUGUUUCAGACGGAAGAGAAAAUUGAUAAUCAAGUUGAGAAGUCUAUCAACGAUGAUUCCUUGGUUUCAACAUCCCCAAGAACUGAGAAAUCUAUCAACGAUGCUUCCUCAGUUUCAACAGCCCAGCGAAUUUCUCAUAGGCCCCAAACUCAUAUUUCUAAUAACUGUGGGAAUAAUUUCCGGAAUUCUUCAUUACUCACACAGAAACAGGAAGUACACAUGAGGGAAAAAUCUUUCCAAUGUAAUGAGAGUGGCAAAGCCUUUAAUUAUAGCUCACUCUUAAGGAAACAUGAGAUAAUCCAUUUAGGAGAGAAACAAUAUAAAUGUGAUGUAUGUGGCAAAGUCUUUAAUAGGAAGCAAUAUCUUGCAUGCCAUCGUAGAUAUCACACUGGUGACAAACCUUACAAGUGUAAUGAGUGUGGCAAGACUUUCAGUCACACGACAUACCUUAAAUACCAUCAUAGACUUCAUACUGGAGAGAAACCUUACAAAUGUGAAGAAUGUGACACAAGUUUCAGUUUCAAAUCAAACCUUCAAACACAUAGGAAAAUUCAUACUGGAGAGAAACCGUACAAGUGUAAUGAGUGUGAGAAGACCUUUACUCGGAUGUCAUCCCUCAAAUGCCAUCGUAGACUCCAUACUGGAGAGACACCUUACAAAUGUAAUGAGUGUGGCAAGACCUUUAGUAAGAAGUUAAACCUUACAUGCCAUCGUAGACUUCAUACUGGAGAGAAACCUUACAAAUGUGAAGAAUGUGACAAAGCUUACACUAUGAAAUCAAACCUUGAAAGACAUCAGAAAAGUCAUACUAGAGAGAAACCUUACAAGUGUAAUGAUUGUGGCAAGACCUUGAGUCGUAUGUCAUCCGUUGUAUACCAUCAUAGACUUCAUAGUGGAGAGAUACCUUACAAAUGUGAAGAUUGUGAUGGAACUUUCCCUUUCAAAUCAAGCCUUGAAAGACAUAGGAGAAUUCACACUGGAGAGAGACCAUACAAAUGUAAUGAAUGUGGCAAGACCUUCAAUCAGCAGUUAUGCCUUACACGCCAUCAUAGACUCCAUACUGGAGAGAAACCUUACAAGUGUAAUGAGUGUGGCAAGACCUUCAGUCAGGAGUUAUCCCUUACAUGCCAUCGUAGCCUUCAUACUGGAGAGAAACCUUAUAAAUGUGAAGAAUGUGAUGCAGCUUUCAGAUUGAAAUCAUACCUUGAAUAUCAUAGGAGAAUUCAUACUGGAGAGAAACCAUACAAGUGUAAUGAAUGUGGCAGGGUUUUUAAUCACAAAGGAAACCUUACACGUCAUCAUAGACUUCAUACUGGAGAGAAACCUUACGAGUGUAAUGAGUGUGGCAAGAAGUUUCGUCGAAAUUCAGUCCUUGUAAUUCAUAAGGCAGUUCAUACUGGAGAGAAACGUUACAAGUGUAAUGAGUGUGGCAAGACCUUCUGUCAAAAUGCAGCCCUUGUAAUUCAUAAGGCAAUUCAUACUGGAGAGAAACGUUACAAGUGUAAUGAGUGUGGCAAGACCUUCUGUCAAAAUGCAGCCCUUGUAAUUCAUAAGGCAAUUCAUACUGGAGAGAAACCUUAGAAGUGUAAUGAAUGUGGCAAGGCUUUUAAUCGAAAAGCAAACCUAGCACGUCAUCAUAGGCUUCAUACUGGAGAGAAACCUUACAAGUGUAAUAAAUGUGGCAAGGUUUUUAAUCAACAAGCACACCUUGCACGUCAUCAUAGAAUUCAUACUGGAGAGAAACCUUACAAGUGUAAUGAGUGUGGCAAGGUUUUUAAUCGAAAAGCAAAGCUUGCACGUCAUCAUAGAAUUCAUACUGGAAAGUACCUUAGAAAUGUGAAGCAUGUGAUGAAGUUUACAGUCACAAAUCAAGCCUCAAAAGACAGGAGAAUUCAUACUGGAGAGAAACCAUACAAAUGUAAGAGUUUGUGACAAGGCUUUCAGGUAUGAUUCACACCUGGCACAACAUACUAGAAUUCACACUGGAGAGAAACAAGUGUAAUGAGUGUGGCAAAGCCUUUAGUGGGCAGUCAACAUUUAUUCCUCACCAGGCAAUCCAUGGUAUAGGGAAACUUUACUAAUGUAAUGAUUGUCAGUAACAGUACAACCUUCAGUAACGCUACAACCAUUGCAAAUCACUGGAGAAUCCAUAAUGGAGAUCUUAAAUGUAUAAUAAUUGCGGGAAAUUUUUCAGACCUCAUUCAUACCUUGCAGUUCAUUGGCAAACUCAUGUUGGAGAGAAACCUUAGAAAUGUUGUGAUUGUGUCAAGGUCUUAAGUCAAGCUUCAUCUUAGGCAAAACAGGAGAAUUCGUACAGGAGAGAAACCUCACCAGUGUGAUGAUUGUGGCAAAGCCUUUACUUCAUGUUCACACCUCAUUAGACAUCAGAGAAUCCAUACGGGAGAGAAAUCUUACAAAUGUCAUAAGUGUGGCAAGGUCUUCAGUCUGAGUUCACUCCUUGUAGAAUAUCAGAAUAUUCAUUUUUGAGGUAAUUGUUCCAAGUGCAAUGAGUAUAGCAAACCAUCAAGCAUUAAUUGACAAUAAAGUGUUUAUGUUAAGAGGAUUGGGCUGGGCGCGGUGGCUCACGCCUGUAAUCCCAGCAGUUUGGUAGGCCAAGGCAGAUACAUCACUUGAGGCCAGGAGUUUGAGAUCAGCCUGACCAACAGACAGGAACCAUUUUCCCAGCCUGUUUUUUGUUUCUUUAACAAAAACUGAUAGGGAUUUUUCUGGGUAUUGUGUUGAAUCUAAAUCACAUUGGGUUAUAUAAUUAUUUAACAAUAUUACUUUUUCCAAACCAGCAAUAUGGGUUUUAUAUAUAUAUAUAUGUUUUUAAUCAUUUUGAUCUGUGUUUUUAGAUUGCAAGGUACAGAUUUCUCACCUUUUUACAGUUAUUCCAAUUUAAGUUCUCUAGCAAAUGGAAGUGUUUAUAAUUUUCUUUUAAAAUUGUUCAUUGUUGCAGGGCCGGGCGCGGUGGCUCAAGCCUGUAAUCCCAGCACUUUGGGAGGCCGAGACGGGUGGAUCACGAGGUCAGGAGAU
Messenger RNA from Piliocolobus tephrosceles (Ugandan red Colobus), 3625 nucleotides. RefSeq names its product zinc finger protein 813-like. The transcript is spliced from 2 exons. Gene Ontology annotation, biological process: regulation of transcription by RNA polymerase II. NCBI's taxonomy places the organism in Eukaryota, Metazoa, Chordata, Mammalia, Primates, Cercopithecidae. The record is from RefSeq and is a predicted model, not a curated record. Gene Ontology annotation, molecular function: DNA-binding transcription factor activity; RNA polymerase II cis-regulatory region sequence-specific DNA binding.